AUGACUAAAUCCGAGGUCACUCCUCCGGCCCUGCCGUUCCCGGCGCACACCGCCGAGGCCGUCAAAGUUCUCGAGGCGCUCCGUGUUGACCCCACCGAGGGUCUCUCGACGUCCGAGGCUGCGGCCCGCCUGGAAACGUAUGGACCCAACCGUAUCAAACCCCCACCCAAGGUGAACAUCUUCAAGAUUUUUCUCCGGCAGGUCGCAAACGCCAUGACCGUCAUUCUGAUCGGCGCCAUGGCCGUCUCCUUCGGCGUAAUGGACUGGAUUGCUGGCGGCGUCAUUGCCGGUCUCAUUCUCCUCAACGUCAGUGUCGGCACAUGGACCGAGUGGGAGGCUGAGAAGAUUGUCGCCAACCUCGCCGUCGUCGGUGCACCGACGGCUGUUGUCCUCAGGCAUGCAAACGGGUCCCACGACGCACAGCCCCUGGAGGUUGCCGUCGCGGACAUUGUUCCUGGCGACAUUGUGCUGCUCAAGAACGGCGACAUUGUUCCUGCCGACGGCCGUGUCCUCGAUGGCCUCAGCAACCUCGAGGCGGACGAGGCGUUCCUUACCGGCGAGUCGCUGCCCGUCAUGAAGCAGUCCGAGCCCGUGGACGAGGACAACUGCCCUGUCGGCGACCGGCUCAGCAUGGUCUUCUGCGGCGCUAUGAUCACAAAGGGUCGCGCGUCCGUCGUUAUCACUGGCACCGGUAUGUCGACGGAGAUUGGCAACAUUGCCCGCGCUCUGCAGAGCAAGGGCGAGCGUACCGAGACGGGCUUUGCGCGUUUCUGGUACUGGCUAAAGGUCAAGCUCGGGCUUGCUGAGACUUCACCAUUACAGUACCGUCUCAACUCGCUCGCGCUUGCACUUCUCGCCGCGGCCAUCGUCACUGCCAUUGUCGUCCUUGCCUCCACCGGAUUCCGCAACAUUCCCCGCAGCACUGCGACGUACGCUGUCGCUGCCGCCGUGUCCAUGCUCCCCGUCUCGCUGGUCGCGGUGGUGUCACUUACCCUUGCUCAGGCGUCCGGCCAGCUCGCCAAGGAACACGUGCUCGUUCGCCGCAUGGACGCGAUCGAGGCACUGGCCGGCAUCGACAACGUGUGCUCGGACAAGACUGGUACGCUCACGGUCGGGCGCAUGGUCGUGCGCAAGAUGUGGGUCCCGUCGGGCCACAAGCACGGCUCGACGUACUCGUUCAAGUCGAGCUCGGACCCGUUCAAUCCGCAGGGCAAUGUCACGCGCGAUGGCGACGACGCCGCGCUGUCACCGGGCAAGAUGCAGGAGACCGCGCCUGAGCUCCACGCCCUCGCGAUGUGCACGUCUCUAUGCAACCAGGCUGUACUCUCGCCGCCGCGCGACAGCGACGAGGGCUGGCAGGCGAAUGGCGACCCGACCGAGACCGCGCUCCAGGUCGCGUCGUACAAGAUGGGCUACGCCAAGCCUGCUCUCACGGGCGGGCUGCUCCCCGACGGUAUCGAAACUGUCCCUGUCACCAGCUCCUACAAUCAGGUCGUCGAGCACCCGUUCGACUCGAGCGUCAAGCGCAUGUCGAUCGCGUACGCGAACGGCGACGCGGGCUACACCUGCUUCCUCAAGGGCGCGGCCGAGCGCAUCCUGGACUGCUGCAACACGAUGGCGGGUGCCGAGAUGACUGCCGCGGACCGCGAGUACAUCAUGCACACGGUUGAGUCGCUGGCCGGGCAGGGCCUCCGCGUCCUCAGCUUCGCCAGCAAAACUGAAAAAGGCGACGUCACAACCCUCACGCGCGAUGAGUUUGAGGCGAUUGGAUGGACGUUCCUUGGCCUCGCGGGUAUCUACGACCCGCCGCGCGAGGAGUCGGCUGGUGCCGUCAAUGACUGCCACGUCGCGAGCAUCACGCCGCGCAUGCUCACGGGCGACCACCCGGCCACGGCGACGGCUAUUGCGCUCACGAUCGGUAUCCUUCCCAAGACGUACCCCAAGUCUGCGGUGAUGACAGGACAGCAGUUUGACGCACUCAGCAAUGCCGAGGUCGACGCGCUUCCCGACCUGCCGCUCGUUGUCGCACGCUGCGCUCCGGAGACCAAGGUGCGCAUGGUCGAUGCUCUGCACCGCCGCGGCCAGACGACGGCGAUGACGGGUGACGGCGUCAACGACUCGCCGGCGCUCAAGCGCGCCGACGUCGGCGUGGCGAUGGGAACGGGCUCGGACGUAGCCAAGGAGGCCUCGCGCAUCGUGCUCACCGACGACGACUUUGCGAGCAUCAUCACCGCGGUCUCGAUGGGUCGCAACGUCUUCCAAAACCUGUCCAAGUUUAUGCUGUACAUGCUCUCUGGCAACGUUGGCCAGCUCACGGUCAUGCUCUUCGGCCUUGCCUUCCGCGACGAGGACGGUUUCAGUGUAUUCCCACUUGCACCCGUCUCGGCUCUCUGGGUGAACACUCUCACGGCUGGCCCGCCCGCGAUGGCCCUCGGCGUCGAGCCGCCUUCUCCUGACGCGAUGACGCGCCCUCCAGCAGGGUACCGCACGAUCCUGACGCGCGAAUUCACCAUCGAUCUCUUCUACUACGGUUUCCUCCUUGGCGGCCAGAGUCUGAUCAACUUUGUCAUUGUCAUGUACGGCUACUACCCUGGCGACUUUGGGCACGACUGCAACGUGACGGACAAUAUCAGCUGUGGGCCCGUCUUCCGCGCCCGCGCGACAUGCAUGGCCACCCUCCAAAUCUGCAUGCUCCUGCACUCGCUACAGUGCCGCCACGCGACGAUUAGUGUCUUCACGCUCGGCCUGAACACGAACAAGGCUCUGCUAUGGUGCGUGCUCGUGCUCAUUGCGAGCACCUUCCCGAUCAUGUACAUCCCCGUGAUCAACAACAAGGUCUUCCUCAUUGGCCCGAUCACGUGGGAGUGGGGCAUCGUCUUUGCCCAGGUGUUGGUGUACAUCGGCGCUUCCGAGGCAUACAAGUGGGGCAAGCGGGUCGUGUUCCGCCGUCGCGGGAUUAAUGUCCCUGGUGCGGCUGGCAUCGACAGCGAGGCUGCGCGGCCGAACGCGUCGGCCAAGGAGAGUGUGCUGGAGAAGUGA
This is a messenger RNA of Cutaneotrichosporon cavernicola, 3039 nucleotides long. RefSeq lists its product as uncharacterized. Gene Ontology annotation, cellular component: plasma membrane. Gene Ontology annotation, biological process: intracellular calcium ion homeostasis; sodium ion transport; potassium ion transport. The record is from RefSeq and is a predicted model, not a curated record. The transcript has 2 exons. NCBI's taxonomy places the organism in Eukaryota, Fungi, Basidiomycota, Tremellomycetes, Trichosporonales, Trichosporonaceae. Gene Ontology annotation, molecular function: P-type potassium transmembrane transporter activity; P-type sodium transporter activity; ATP hydrolysis activity. Bases 1 to 3039 code for a protein of 1012 amino acids.